GUUGUAAAGUUAAACCAAAUAUUCAAUUGGUUUGUUAAUAAUGACGAGCAAUUAAAACUUAUUAGGAUUGAUCAAAUCACACCGUUAUAUAAAAUCCUAGAUUAUAAAUUGCAGAAUGAAAUAGAAAUGAUUUUAGAAAACCGUUUAGAUUAUAGAAUCUUAUUAACAGGCGUAAAAACUUUUGAUGUGGAUGUCAAUUAUACAGAGGCCUAUGUUCGAAUUAAUUUUGAUAAAAAUUCAGUACUAGACAGUAGAUCUUAUGAUGUAUUUGGCCUUGUUUUUGACAAUAAAGAUGUCAGGUCGGAAAUAUAUGCAAUAAAAUUUGAUCUAUUCGAUUGCUAUGGAUUUUCUGCAUUUGUUACAUUUAAAGAUAAUACAGCAAAGAAUGUUAAGGGAUGGUUGGUAUUUAAUCAAAUUAAAGAUUCAAGACCUUCUUUCAGCGCAAAUCAUCGAGAAACCAAUAUCGCUUUUCAUAAAGCACUUGUUGACUCAACAAUGUGUUUUGAAAAUAUCAUAUACAUAUCUUUACCGUUUACGUUGGUCAAAAAUUGUAUUGUUUUAUUUUCUGCAUCAUAUUCAUCUAACAACCCACCAAAACAGAACUUAAAAUUACUUGGAUGGUCCAAAGAUGGUUUGAAACUGAAGAUUAUGAUAUUUGAUAAAGAUCAACCUCAACCUUCACCAUUCUAUCUUAAGAUUUGCAUUAUUUAUCCCUGUGAAAUGAUAAUUUUUAAUGUAGAUAUUGGAGAAAAGCUAGUUACAUAUGAUUUAUUUGGACAAAACCUUGAUAUCAAAGAUUAUGAUCAGACCAUCGACUUUAAUUGUUAUAAAAAUAUUUAUUUAAAAUAUUUAGAUGUAGAAAAUAUAGAAUUUCCUGUAAAGCACACCAAAUAUUUAUGCUCUAGUGAUUUUGAUUUAAUUCAAAGGAACAAUAGUGAUAUCCCAUUUGAGGCAUAUUUCAUACAAGAAGUUGAUCAUGAUAAUUUAGUAAAAUAUAUAAAUAUUUUAGAAACUGAAACUACUUUUAUUUUGAUAACUGAAUUGGUUUCUAGUAUCCAAUUAACAAAUUGGAAAACUCUUCAUGAUUAUCUUAAACAUAAUGGUGCUCUUUCUGAAAAUCAAGCAAAAAAUAUAUUCAAACAAGUUAUUGAAUGUAUUUAUUUCAUAUAUAAGCAUGGAUUCUUUAAUAUAAACAUAAGUGAUAAGAAUAUUUUUAUUUCAGAAUCUCAGCGUCUUGUGUCUGAUGAUUUAAAUGAAGAUUUAGUAUACGAUAUCCAAUACGAGAACGAUUAUAGUAUUUCAUAUGCUUCACCAGAAAUGAUCACUGGACAUAAUUAUAAUCCAGAAUUUUCUGAUCUUUGGUCUUUAGGUAUUCUACUUUAUACUAUGAUUCAUGCUUAUGUGCCUUUUAAAAAACCAUUUGAUACAAUAGCAAGUACGUUAGUGCUACAUAAAGUGGUCAGUGAAGGAUGCACAUCUAUUAUACAUCGUUUGCUUGCAAAGAAACCUCAUUUGAGAGGGUCGUUUAAAUAUUUGUUAAAUGACCCUUGGAUAGGUAUAAAAACCUUUUCAAAGAGUAAAUUUUUAAAUAAGUUAAAAGGAAAUGUUAAUGAAAGUAUAGCUAUUGAAAAAACCUCACACAAUAAAAUUAUGCAAGAGCUGUGUGAUUUGAUAGAAGAAAGUCAGAUUGGCACUAUUGGACCUUCGUUACCACUCCGGUGGAUUCAAGUUAAUUCUUUGAACGAUAUUAAAUUAAUUGGAAAAGGAGGAUUUGGUUCAGUAUUCUCAGCUAUAUGGACAAAUAAAUCAACAAUCACACAAACUUCAAAUAAACUCCACUUUUAUCAUCAGAGGACAUCAACUAAGGUGGCUUUGAAAGAAUGUUCUAACGCGCAUGAAAAUGAUGGCAUGGAAAACUUUUUGAGAGAGAUGAAAAACCACACAAAAAUAAAUGGCUUAUGGGGAAUAAUAGAUUUCUAUGGUAUAGCUUGUGGUCACAAGCCUGAUGACUUAAAAAUGGUUUUGCAUUAUGCUGAUAAAUCUGAUCUUAACGAAUAUCUUGCUAGGAAUUUCAUUUCAAUUACAUGGAAAGAAAAAUUAUCAAUCAUUCUGGAUAUUGCAGUUGGUUUAUAUCAAAUACAUAAGAUAGGUAUAAUUCAUAGGGAUAUUCACCCUGGUAAUAUUUUUCUAGAUUCAUCUAUUUCAUGUAUUGGUGAUUUUGGGUUAAGCCAGGAAGCGGAUAUCUUAACAGAUAACAACAGAAAGUUGUUCGGCAUUGCAACAGGCAAACAUAUGCAUGGUAGUAAAAGCAAUAACAAGCCUUCUUUUGAUGAGUCAAUACCAUUAUUUUAUCAAACUAUGAUUCAUUCAUGUUGUGAUAAGGAACCUUCCAAUCGUCCAAAUGCACAAACAUUGGCAAAUGAAAUCAUUGAUUGGAAACUUAAUAAAAUGCAUCAAUUUAAUGACAAAAAAGUACUUAUAUCUUAUAUGACUGAAGAAACAGGUGAAAAGUCACAAAGCGAUAUAGCACCAGAUCCAGAAAAUGAUGAAAAUGACGAUAUUUACUCCAAAGUUGAAAAUGAUGGCAUGAAAUCAAAUGUAGUUGUCGAAUAUCUUAAGAAGGCCGCUGAUGGAGAUCCAGAAGCCAUGAAGAAUGUUGCUAUUUGCUUCCUUACGGGAACUGGUGUUGAAAAAAAUAUGAAUGCAGCGUUCAGCUGGUGUAUGAAAUGCUUUAACAAUAAGAUAAAAUUUACACAUGAAGAACUAAUUCCAUUGGUUGAACAUGUUUCACAAGACUUCCCAGAUUUGGGAAGAAAAAUUAAAUAUGGAAUGAUGUUACAAUGCGGGUUAGGCGUUGACAAGGAUCUUACUAAGGCGUAUUUAAUAUACAAAAGUGCAGCAGAAUCUGGAGAUGCGCGUGCGCAAUUCAAAACGGGUAGAUUUUGUGAAGAAGGGUGGGGUCGAGAAAAAAAUUUAAGAGAAGCUUUCAGUUGGUUCAAGAAGGCAAUUGAACAAAAUAAUCCCGAAGCAUGGAAUCAUCUUAAUAAAUGUUAUAUGACAUCUUUUAAAUUACAAGGAAAAGGGAUCACGAAAUUCUAUACUGCUCAUUAUAAUAAGUUCAAAGUUACGGGGAUGAUUACAGCGCAGUUCGAUGAAAAUUAUGCUCAAUUUUUAUAA
This is a messenger RNA of Scutellospora calospora, 3177 nucleotides long. The record is from the annotation of a GenBank genome assembly. Lineage: Eukaryota; Fungi; Glomeromycota; Glomeromycetes; Diversisporales; Gigasporaceae.